AUGUACGUGAGCUACCUGCUGGACAAGGAGGGCCCCUCCAUGUACCCGGGCCCGGUGCGCCACGCGGGGGGGCUCAACUUGGCUGCGGCGGCUGCGGCGGCGGCGGCGGCGGCGCAGAACUUCGUGGGCGCCCCGCAGUACCCGGACUACGGCGCCUACCAUGUGCCGGCCGGGAUGGCGCUGGACAACGCGCAGUCGCCCGGCUCGCCCUGGCCCGGCGCUUACGGCGCGCCCCUCCGCGACGACUGGAACGGCUACGGGGCGGCGGGCGCCCCGGGGGCGGCGGGGGCGGCCGGCGCCCUGCACGGACCGGGCGCGGCGGGCUUGGCCUACAGCCCCGCCGGGGAGUACCACCCGCACGCCCACCAUCACCCCCACCACCACCCCGCGCAGGGCGCCGCGGCGGCCCCUUGCAGCGGCCCCCCGUCCGGGGGCCUGAUGUCGCCGCUCAACCCGCCGCCCGGCUCGAAGCAGCUCUCCCCCGGCGCCCAGCAGCAGAACCCCUGCGACUGGAUGAGGAAGCCCACGGCGGGGGGACCCGUGAAAACCAGGACGAAAGACAAGUACCGCGUGGUCUACACGGAUCACCAGCGGCUGGAGCUGGAGAAGGAGUUUCACUACAGCCGUUACAUCACCAUCCGGAGGAAAGCUGAGCUGGCAGCCACCUUGGGAUUGUCUGAGAGACAGGUAAAGAUCUGGUUUCAGAACAGACGGGCCAAGGAAAGGAAGAUCAACAAGAAGAAGUUGCAACAAACUCAACCAGGCGGGGUGCAUAGUGGUUCUGAACCCAUGAGCCCAGUCUCCUCCAUGCAGCCAGGGACAACGGGCUCUGGCCCCAACGGAGGAGUCUUGGGUGCCACUGGCUUAGCACCCCCCACUGUGCAGUGA
This is a messenger RNA of Elgaria multicarinata webbii, 888 nucleotides long. RefSeq names its product caudal type homeobox 2 (gene CDX2). Gene Ontology annotation, molecular function: DNA-binding transcription factor activity, RNA polymerase II-specific; RNA polymerase II transcription regulatory region sequence-specific DNA binding. The coding region runs from base 1 to 888 and encodes 295 amino acids. Lineage: Eukaryota; Metazoa; Chordata; Lepidosauria; Squamata; Anguidae. Gene Ontology annotation, biological process: regulation of transcription by RNA polymerase II; cell differentiation; animal organ morphogenesis. Gene Ontology annotation, cellular component: nucleus. The transcript has 3 exons. The record is from RefSeq and is a predicted model, not a curated record.